This is a messenger RNA of Pelodiscus sinensis (Chinese soft-shelled turtle), 835 nucleotides long. The record is from RefSeq and is a predicted model, not a curated record. Lineage: Eukaryota; Metazoa; Chordata; Testudines; Trionychidae.
GUUGGGUCCCGGUCCCGAGCACUGAUUCCUUCGGGUCCCUUUGCAGGCUUGAUCGUUCACCUAACAUCUCCCGAGAGCGAGCCCAGCCCAGGAUAUUUCCAGCGAGUGCAGACCCCCCAGCCCGACACCACUUCAAAUCCAGGCACCUGCAGGAAGAAGAGGAAGAUCCUCAUCUUCUUAAGCCUCCUCAAUGAGUGCCCAGCUCUCCAAGGAGUUGAGGCUGUCUCUGCCACCUUGCCUCUUGAACAGGACAUCUGCCUCCCCCAAUGCCAGCAGCGCCUGCAUCACGCAGGUGGGGCAGCUCUUUCAGUCCUUCUCUUCCACUCUGGUUUUAAUCGUCCUCGUAACCCUCAUCUUUUGCCUGAUCCUCCUCUCCCUCACCACCUUCCACGUCCACAAGAGAAAGAUGAAGAAGCGGAAAAUGCAGAGGGCUCAGGAGGAAUAUGAACGGGACCACUGCAGCAGCAGCGGCACCAGCUCGGAGGCAGGUAUAUCGGGAGAGACAGCCCAUGGAAGGAACACCCGGCUGGGAAGCUCCACCCAGGACUCGGGAAUCCAGCACCCGUCUCUCCCGGAGCCCGAGAGCGCUCAUCCAGCAAGAUCUUAUUUGGACACAGCUAGCGAGGGGCUCUUGCAAACAUUUCGUAAAAGCAAUAAGAUGUUUCACAUCACUUCAAUGAGUGCAUUUCUGGUUGAUGAUUCCACUCCUCUAGUGUCUGAAAAUCCAUUUCUUCACAGGGAGCUCAUUUUGACAUCCACUGAAGUCAAUGGAAAAACUUGUGUACGUGCCCUUAAUCAUUUUUCUAGCAAAGAGCUGUCCACAUCAUCAUCAUAG